Molecule: messenger RNA, 3285 nt
Organism: Fusarium verticillioides 7600
Lineage: Eukaryota; Fungi; Ascomycota; Sordariomycetes; Hypocreales; Nectriaceae
Exons: 5
Coding region: 1-3285 (1094 amino acids)
Source: RefSeq, a predicted model, not a curated record
AUGGCCGAGCUGGCACUGGCUAUCGUUCCUCUGGGAAUAACAGUUACAUCUGGUCUCGUCAAGUAUUUGAAAGCCUUCAACGAUCACGAUGACGACCGUACUCGAGUUGUGCGUCAGGCUGAACGCUUGUCCAGCACGUUUCAAUCACUUGAAGCCGCUUUAAACCGAUCUCAGCUUGACCCAGAACUUUCUGUCUCGGCAUCGCAGGCUUCUGGUUGUCUCAACGAUUGCCAAAAAGCAUUGGAAGAACUGGACAUCCUUCAACAGAAAGUCUUUGCCACCGCUACCAGCAUCGUCGCGGCGACUUCCCCCGCGCGAACAAAGGACAAGAUAAAAGAUGGGUACAGGAAGCUCAUAUAUCCGCUGCGAAAAUCCGACAUCGAAAGUCUGGAAGGAGCUUUGGAUAGGCUUUCAACAACGCUUAGCUUAGCUUCAGAAAUGCUUCAUAUAGAUGAAGAAGUCUUGACAAGAAAGAUUUUGAAUGAGCAAAUGGCCGAGAUUCAGAAGAACACUAUUGUCAACUCGAAUACAGCUACCGCUAUCAAAGAACUACACCAACCUAUCACGAAGAUCGAUUUGGCCGUCCCCGUUCUCCAGACAUCUGUUGAUUCUAUUGUUCCCCAUCUCGACAAGAGGUUUGAUCAGAUUUCCUACCAGAUCUCUUACCAGCAUGUCCAGAUGCAAGCUCAACUCAAGGCACUUCUUGAUAUGACUGGACCUGCAAGAUAUGAGGAUAACCUCCAAGCAAACAGAGAGUUUUCAUACAAUCAGUCCACCGAACAAAGCAGCCAUCUAGCGACCUACGAACCGGAACUGCUUACACUUACCAAAAGAACUGAAUCUCUGUCUAUGUGCUCCUGCAAGCGUCGAAGUGUGCGUCAGAGAAAAAGGUUUGCGCUUGGACCCGUGCAUUUCGCCCAAGAGAUGUUAUCCAAUAUCUGGCACGAGAAAGACUGCGUGUUCUUUAACCUGCCAUCAGGCUACGAAAAAACACGAACCAUUCGUUUCACCGGCCUGGCUUCUUUGCUGAAAAGGGGUAUUGAAGUGUCAUUCUCUACUCGCGUUCGGGCCGGGAAAUCCAGUAUCAGUCCCUCCUUUACCUACUUUCCAGUGGUUGAUGAGAGCGUUGCGCCGGCAUUCUUAGUCAUGGAUCUUCUUAAUGAUGCAAGCGUACUCGUGGACAAUAAUGAGACAAGAUGUCAAAUAAUUCUUAGCACAGCGCAGCGAAAGCUUCAAGAAUUGUUUUGCUCAGGAAGAGCGAGUCCCAAUGACGUAACCGAAUACGGCGAUACCCUACUUCAUGCCCUAGCAAAGUCGGUAUGGGACUCGAUUACAAGUCCGGAAAAAGCAAAUGCCCCGUUCGUGCGUUUGACUUGUGAAGGCUUGGUCAAUCUUCUUAUUGCCGCAGGUACAUCUGUCACGGCUCGUGACAUUCGCGGAAACUUAGCAUUGAUUGAAUUUGUCAAUGGAACCUUUGUUCCUGCCUCAAUCUAUGGCCCGCUCAUUGCUGAGAACGACGUGGAAGCUUUCCCCCCCUUUCCAUUGUUAUUUUCAUUCUCUAGUCUUGAAUUCUUGAAGUAUCACGAGCAUAACCCAAAAGUGGCAGAGCUUCAAUAUGGUCCCUUGAGCUUAGCAGUCAUUCGAAACAAUCUACCAGAAGUGGAGCGACUCAUCUCCCUACAUCCGCAAAUGCUCGAAGAGUUAAGUAGCUACAGGGAGACGCCCUUACAUGUAGCCAUAUACAGGCCCGAAAUCUUGGAAGCACUGACCAAGAAAGUGAAUCCCGAAGUUUGGAUUCAACUGGACUCUCUGAGGGCAACUGUUCUUAACCAUGCAAUGCAAGUCAGUCGUGAGAUUUGUAACCCAAGAGAGGCUUUGGAUGAUUCAUGUUGCCCUUGCACAUUACCGCUUCGGAUUAUCUUAGCCUCUGGAUGUCCUAUUAUACCUCACCGCGAUUUCCAUUCUUAUCGUGAUCACUUUUUCGAAGCUUCUCCUCACUGCAAAACACUUCUGGCAAAGGAGUUGUGGAUUCGUCGUCAGCAGCUGCGGGACUUAGCCCUGAACAAACUUUCAAUCACAGAGUUGAGAAACUUUACAUCUCUGGACGAAGUACCUGACUUUGACGCCAUCGGGAUGGAUAUGUUACUCCGACGAAAAGGGAUCCUUGGUCUGGGACCUUUGUCGACUUUCGUGGAUCUGCCUCAACGGCCGGGACAAGAUGUUACGUACUGUUUUAGGUCAAUAUUCUUCGACCUAACAACCCCAGAAGAUGCAAAUCUCUUCCUUGACUCCGGCUUCAAGGUCAUCUCCACUGAUCAAAAGUAUACCUCUUCACCGGACAUAACAUUCUAUGACCAUAAUAUCGCAUGGCAUCGUGUCAUUUCACUCGAGUAUGCAAUAUGGCUAUUUGAGCACCAGGCCCCGUUAUGGAGAUGGACUUAUAGGUUCACUAGCCCGAUGCCUUCUGCGUUUGUUCUUGCCGACAUUCUUGGUGUUGAAGACUACAAAUGUGCGGGCCAGGACAACAUAAGUGAUAGGGCAGAAUAUCACCUGUUCGAAUCUGUUUUGGUCGACAAAUGCUGUUGUCUGUGCUCACCCGAUGGCUGUACCCCCUUUACCUUGAGAAUGAAGUGGCUCGCUCAUCCCCACCGGCAGGUUGAAGAGCUAAUACCUCAGGAAUAUGCCACACAAUUCGGUUCUUAUGCGCGAAUAUAUGGCAGAAGCCUGGGCCUGAGCCAUCACGUUAUCAUGGUGCGUCAAGCAACAUUUGCCGCGCUAGAUUUCAGGCAUACCUGUUUGGAUAGACCUGCGUAUUGUCAUUACCCGAGUCAUUCUAAUUGGAAGCGUUGGCUGGAUCCAGUGACGGAACUAGAACCAGACGAGAUGGAGUUCGAGACUCUCAAUGUAAAUGGAGAGGCAUGGAAUCAGUUGGAGGAGGUGGUCGCCAUGUUUCAGGACUUUGUGCUAACCGGCUGCCAAACGACUAUCUCAAGCAAGAGUGACACUAUUGAUAUCGAUUAUUCAGCAUUUAGUGAUCCAGUCACUCUUGGCAUAGACGACCUCUACUACCAGCGCAUUUUAGAAUUUUGGCACAACAUUUGGGUACGUAGGAUUCAGAUUGCUCUGGAUACUGUUGCCAAAAGUUGGGAGAACAAGCUUGAUGGGCAGCAUGAUCCUGUCCAAAUUUUGACUUGUGAGGAGGCAAGUGAAGACACAGAAAGCAGUGAGGAAAGUGAUGACGAUGCUGUUUUCAACAGAAUUAUUCAGCUGAUCCAGGAUAUCUAA